CGUGGGCCUUUUGUACUGCCGUAGAAUCACCAGAUUCUCUUGCCUGCUCUGAAACGAGUGCAAAGAUCCUGACGAAGAAGAAGAAGACCGAAAAGGCGCAGAUCAGUACUGGCAGUCCGGCAUGGGUGUGAUUCCCCCUCCAUUCCCAUCCCUUUCAGAAUAUAAUAAGCUCCGCUCCGGCGCUCCCAUCCAUUAAUUUACUCGCCACGGCCUUCAGUAACCCUCUUUAAAAACCAGUUGCCCAUCUGCAGCUCAGCUCGACUCAGGCUCCCCGUCGAGUGUUUUCGGCAAUCAAUCUCGUCGUUUCUUGAACGAAUCUCCUCAAGAUCCCUCGUUUCGCGCACCCAUCGAUCCAAAAGACCGAUCUUUUCUUCGGGAUCUGCGACAUGGGUUUCGAGGACAAUCUCGAUCAGGAGUCGGCCGCGCCGCCCAAGAAGUCCCUCUUCCGGUACAACUCGCCCCUCGUCCAGGUCAGCCUCAUCGGGCUGGUCUGCUUCUGCUGCCCCGGCAUGUUCAACGCCCUCUCCGGGAUGGGCGGCGGCGGCCAGGUGGACCCCACCGCGGCCAACAACGCCAACACCGCCCUCUACACCACCUUCGCCGUCUUCGGCGUCCUCGGCGGCGGGAUAUAUAACCUCCUGGGCCCUCGCUUGACUCUCGCCGCGGGUUGCAGCACUUACGUUCUCUACGCGGGCUCUUUCUUGUACUACAACCACUACCACCACCAGGCCUUCGCCAUCGCCGCCGGUGCGAUCCUAGGCAUCGGCGCGGGCCUCCUGUGGGCCGGUGAGGGCGCCAUCAUGACCUCGUACCCGCCGCGCGACCGAAAGGGCACUUACAUCUCCCUGUUCUGGAGCAUUUUCAACAUGGGAGGCGUCAUUGGUGGGUUAAUCCCAUUCAUUUCGAAUUACAGCAGGAGUGAAGCUGCUUCUGUGAAUGAUGGAACCUAUAUUGGGUUCAUGUGUUUUAUGACUCUCGGUGCACUUCUUUCCCUGGCCAUCUUGCCGCCGAGCAAGGUGAUUCGCGACGACGGGACUACUUGCACUAACGUGAAGUACUCGAGCGUUUCGACUGAGGCACUUGAGAUUCUCAAGCUGUUCCUCAACUGGAAGAUGCUCUUGAUUGUGCCGGCAUCUUGGGCUAGCAACUUCUUUUACAGCUACCAAUUUACUAACGUGAACGGGGUCAUGUUCAAUUUGAGGACUAGAGGGCUGAACAAUGUGUUCUACUGGGGGGCGCAGAUGCUGGGGUCCAUCGGAAUCGGCUAUGUGUUAGAUUUCAGCUUUUCGAGUCGGAAGACGAGGGGUUAUGUCGGGAUUGCGAUCGUCGCUUUGCUUGGGACUGCGGUUUGGGGCGGCGGCCUUGCUAAUCAGCUGAAUUACUCUCGCCACGACCUUCCCAAUAAGUUGGACUUCAAGGACUCCGGCUCUGAUUAUGCCGGGCCAUUCGUGUUGUAUUUCAGCUAUGGAUUGCUGGAUGCUAUGUUCCAGAGCAUGGUUUAUUGGAUCAUUGGUUCCUUGGCUGAUGAUUCUGCAAUUCUUAGCAGGUACAGUGGGUUCUAUAAAGGCGUGCAGAGCGCAGGAGCAGCGGUUGCGUGGCAAAUCGACACGCACAAGGUCCCGUUCCUCUCGGAGCUUAUUGUCAACUGGUCGCUGAUGACGGUGGGCUAUCCCUUGCUGCUGGUUCUUGUCAAGUUGGCCGUGAAGGACGAUAAGGAGGGCGAAGAGGGAGCUAAGAAGGAAGUUGCUCCAUCGUUUGCUCAUUAGGUGACGACCCAACCCAGCCCGAUCCGAAAUGUUAUCUAAUCUUUGUUAUGAAGCUUAUUUGUGAAUGCCAGACUUAGCAAGACAACAACCUGCUGAAAAAGAUAACUUCUUUCGAAUUGCUUUGUCUCCUCCUAGGAUUGUCUACAUUGGAGCUGUAAUCUUUGGCAGUUACACGACAGUUGUAAAAAAACCUCGCCAGUGUAUCAAACUCGUAGUCAAA
Rhodamnia argentea is the source of this 1986-nucleotide messenger RNA. RefSeq names its product UNC93-like protein 1. The coding region runs from base 387 to 1766 and encodes 459 amino acids. Lineage: Eukaryota; Viridiplantae; Streptophyta; Magnoliopsida; Myrtales; Myrtaceae. The record is from RefSeq and is a predicted model, not a curated record. The transcript has 2 exons.